This is a messenger RNA of Solea solea (common sole), 1763 nucleotides long. RefSeq names its product chemerin chemokine-like receptor 2 (gene cmklr2). The coding region runs from base 1 to 1083 and encodes 360 amino acids. The record is from RefSeq and is a predicted model, not a curated record. Gene Ontology annotation, biological process: positive regulation of cytosolic calcium ion concentration; phospholipase C-activating G protein-coupled receptor signaling pathway; inflammatory response. NCBI's taxonomy places the organism in Eukaryota, Metazoa, Chordata, Actinopteri, Pleuronectiformes, Soleidae. Gene Ontology annotation, cellular component: plasma membrane. The transcript has a single exon. Gene Ontology annotation, molecular function: G protein-coupled receptor activity; complement receptor activity.
AUGACGGGUGACUCCAGCGAAGACUAUGGAAACUACACCUAUGAUUAUGACCUGGAGUACGGCGACUUGGAAGAUCUCAAAACAGAGCACAGACAAGAGGAAACUAUACACAUGAUCUCAGUGUUUAUCUACAUCAUUUCCUUCGUGCUUGGCUUGAUUGGAAAUGGAACUGUUAUUUGGGUGACGGCGUUCAAAAGCAAGAAGACUGUCAACAGCGUGUGGUUGCUCAAUCUUGCCAUGGCCGACUUUGUUUUUGUGCUUUUCCUGCCCUUCUAUAUUGAUUACAUACUGCGGGACUUCCACUGGAGCUUUGGUGUGACCAUGUGUAAGCUGAACUCAUUUGUGUCUGUGAUGAACAUGUACGCCAGUGUGCUCUUUCUCACCGUGCUCAGCAUAGACAGGUAUGUUUCACUGGUCCACCUCAACUGGUCUCGGCGGCACCGCACAGUAGAGAGAGCCUGGGUGACUUGUGGCUGCAUAUGGGUGAUAGCUGCUGCCCUGAGCUGCCCCGCGCUGAUUUUCCGUGACACCCUGCGCUUACACGACAAGGUGAUAUGCUUCAACAACUUCCACACACAGGAUGGACAUACAGCAGCUAUGAGACACAUAAUAAUAGUGGCCAUCCGCACCACUGUGGGCUUCCUUCUGCCAUUUACUGCCAUAUGUGUGACAGGCAUACUCCUGUCAAUCAAAGUGAAUCGAUCUGGGGGCUUGGUUCGCUUGUCUAGCUUCUCCAAAACAGUCACUGCAGUUAUUUUGGCCUUCUUUCUAUGCUGGGCACCUUUCCACACGUUUAGCUUAAUGGAGUUAUCAAUACAUUCCUCUGUGUACUUACACAACAUACUGAAAGCUGGUUUUCCUCUUGUCACAAGCUUAGGUUUUUGUAACAGCUGCAUUAACCCCCUGCUAUACAUGCUCCUGGGGAAAAAGGUUCGUCACAUCCUGAAGCGUGCAUGCCUGGACAUAACUAAGAGUUCACUCCGAGAACUCAGCCAGUCAGUCUCUGCCACUGAGAUGGAAUCUGUGCCGUCACAUUAUCAGGAGAGUCUCCCAGAGGAGCCAGUGGAGUCAUCUGCACUAUGAUUGCAACCUCAGACUCUUAUCCAUGAAAAACACGAGGGUGACUGAGUAUCACUUUAAUGUAAAUGGGGAGGAUUUUGUCCCCCUUUUCUUUUCAGCAUAAUGUUCAAAUUUUCCUAUUUUUGUUUCAUUUGGAUGGAAUUGACAUGGUUCAGCGAAACUCCAUGGAAAAGCUGAGGGAAAACUGCAUGCACGUGGGGCUUUUUCAUCUGCACAGCCCCAAGUCAUCGCUAGAAAUGGCAUGACAUAAAUGACAUAAUCGCAGACCAUUGGCUGUUUUAGUUUCUUCAUUGUAAGAUUUUGCUGCUUUUCCUCAUCUUUUAUGAUUAUGAACUGACUAUGUUUGGGUUCUAGAUAGUUGGUCAGUAAAACAAGCAGUUUGCCGAUCUCUCUAGUCUCUCUAGGUUGUGGAAAAUGUGAGGGACAUUCUUCACUCUUUAUAUACCAAUUCUUAAAAUGUAUAACAAACUAUGUAUUUCAGAUGUUUUGAUUGUACUCUUUUGGACCAAGGGCAUUUGCUCAUCAACGCUGUUUUAUUGCAAAUGAAAUGCAUACUUUUAUAGUUCAAAAGUACUACAGUAUUUUAAUAAUGUAUUGUACUGAUUUUUAAGAAGUUGAAAUGUGUAUAAACGUAUAAUUCUAAUAUAUUCAGAGUAAAUAGCACAUACAGUGUCUUAUUAAAA